AUGGCGGAUGAUGACCAGCAGUGGAAGAUCCCACCCAACGUGCAGGAGCUGGCGGCAGCUGGCCCGGAGGAGCCGCCGAGCCGGUACGUGGUCCGCGACCAUGACCGCCCCGCGCUCGCCGGCGCUGGCAGCGACGUCACGGACCCCAUCCCCGUCGUCGACCUCGGCCGCCUGUCCUCCGGCGACGCAGACGAGGCGGCCAAGCUGCGGUCCGCCCUCCAGACCUGGGGCCUCUUCCUGGCCGUCGGGCAUGGGAUCGAGCCGGCUCUCCUGGGCGAGAUGAUGGCCGUGACGAGGGAGUUCUUCAACCUCCCGCUGGAAGAGAAGCAGAGGUACACCAACCUGGUCGGCGACAAGAAAGAGUACAGGAUCGAGGGGUACGGCGGCGACAUGGUCCUGUCGGAGACCCAGGUCCUGGACUGGUGCGACCGGUUCUACCUCGUCGUGGACCCGGAGUCGCGGCGCCUCCACGACCUCUGGCCGACGCGGCCGCCCUCCUUCCGGGACGUCCUGCACCGGUACUCCGCGCGGUGCAGGGAGCUCGCCGACGCCGUGCUCCGGGAGGCCGCCGGCGCGGCGGGGCUCCCCGACCAGGGGCGCCUGGCCGACAUGCUGGACGAGAAGGCCGUGACCUACGUCCGGCUCAACUGCUACCCCCCAAGCCCGCGCCCCGACCGCGUGCUCGGGUUCAGGCCCCACUCCGACGGCGGCGCGCUCACCGUCCUCCUCGCCGAGACCGCCGGGCUCCAGGUGCGCCGCGACGACGACGCAGGCGGCGGUGGAUGGCACGACGUGCCCGUGGUGCCCGGCGCGCUGGUGGUGAACCUCGGGGACACGGUGGAGGUGGUGAGCAACGGGGUGCUGAGGAGCCCCGUGCACAGGGUGGUGGCGGGCGCGGAGAGGGGGCGGGUGUCCAUGGCGAUGUUCUACACGGUGGACCCGGAGAGGGAGGUGGAGCCGGCGCCGGAGCUGGUGAGCGAGGAGAGGCCGAGGCGGUACGAGAAGACCAAGAAGAGCGGCGACUACGUCAGGAAGCUGCUGGAGAGCUUGGCGCGAGGGGAGCGGGCCAUCGACAAGGUGAAGGUCGUCUGA
Molecule: messenger RNA, 1092 nt
Organism: Triticum turgidum subsp. durum (durum wheat)
Lineage: Eukaryota; Viridiplantae; Streptophyta; Magnoliopsida; Poales; Poaceae
Source: the annotation of a GenBank genome assembly